GUUUAAGAACUCCGGUUUCCAUCAAACGUUUACACCCAUAUCAGUUUGAAAUCAUGAAAACAUUCUUAUUCUCGGAUGAAAUGUUGGGCACCUUUGUGCCCAUCAUUUUAUACUGGUUAUACUCUGGUUUUUACACAGCUCUAGGGUCUUUGAAGAAGUAUCGACUGCAUUCAGUAGUUGAAGAAGAGGAGAAGAACCUGGCCUCAAAGAGGCAGGUCAUCUUUGGUGUUCUACUGCAGCAGGCCGUUCAGGCCAUUGUUGCCAUAGUAGUGUUCUCUGUGGUCCAAGGAAAGGAAUUUGAUGAAGAUGACGAUAAACCAGUCAACAUUCCCACCACGCCGUCUCUCAUUAUAAGAAUAUCAGGAUAAUUCUUAAUUGCCAUGUUGGUAUUGGAUGCUUGGCAGUACUUCAUGCACCGCUACCUGCACCAAAACAAGUUCCUCUACAAGCAUAUUCACUCUCACCAUCACAAACUAAUAGUCCCGUACGCGUUUGGGGCUAUGUACAACCAUCCUCUUGAAGGUCUAAUUGUGGAUACCGGAAGUGGAGCUUUAGCUUUCCUUAUUUCAGGAAUGUCACCCCGUGCCUCCAUAUUUUUCUUCUCGCUGGCAACUCUCAAAGCCGUUGAUGAUCACUGCGGAAUGUGGCUGCCGGGGAAUCCUUUCAGGUUGCUCUUCAACAACAAUUCUGCAUACCAUGACAUACAUCACCAACUUCGUGGCAACAAGUUCAAUUAUUCACAGCCCUUCUUCGUUAUGUGGGACCAAAUCUUCGGCACCUACAUUCCCUACAAAGUUGAAAAAAUGAGGGACGGCGGCGGUCUUCAAACAAGAAUGAUGACAAUGAAGAUUGCAAGUUAGACAUCUGAUCUGCUGGAAAAUGCAUGUUUUAUACUUCGUAUAUAAUUAUAUUAUCUGAUCUGAUAGUAGCUCACACGCAC
Messenger RNA from Cuscuta epithymum, 940 nucleotides. The record is from the annotation of a GenBank genome assembly. NCBI's taxonomy places the organism in Eukaryota, Viridiplantae, Streptophyta, Magnoliopsida, Solanales, Convolvulaceae.